Messenger RNA from Alternaria hordeiaustralica, 885 nucleotides. RefSeq lists its product as uncharacterized. The record is from RefSeq and is a predicted model, not a curated record. NCBI's taxonomy places the organism in Eukaryota, Fungi, Ascomycota, Dothideomycetes, Pleosporales, Pleosporaceae. The transcript is spliced from 2 exons. The coding region runs from base 1 to 885 and encodes 294 amino acids.
AUGUUCGAGGAAGAUACAACCCACCUGGACACCUCUAUCGCCUUUGAGGAUACGUCAAUCGCCACACCUGGCUAUCUUGAGCAUUCGCUCGUCUUCCACGAUACGCUCCUGUCGUCUCAGGUCCUACCAGACGGUAUAACGGAUAAGAGCGUCAGCUCAUCAUCCUUCUUGACUACUUCUUUCGGAACUACUCUAUCGGACUUUGACAGCCCAAGCAAAGUCGAUGAGCAUACACUACUCGUCAAAGUCGCGCCCAAGAUGAGUAUCACGCCUCUUGGACUGUUACCUAACGCACAACGUCUACGGGAGAUCUACCCGCAAACCCCAACACCGAACUUCUUAUGCGUUGUGACAGCGACUCCGGAACAAAAAGAAGUCUUCGUUCGGAAGGGCGGGUACAAGAUGAAUCUAUGGGAGAUCAUCGUUGCGGAUGAUACACGCUCAGACUUCAAGGUCACGUUCUGGCUGCGCCCACUCCGAGAGUCCAACAACGAACAAAACCAUAUUCAAAACCAACUACUGCAGACACUAGAGAGCAUCAAAGUUGGCGACAUUCUGCUUCUGAGGAACAUUGCGUUGACAUCGUUCGGUGACACCGUGUUUGGCCAAUCUCUGAACCCGGCCAUCACACGGGCUCGAACGACUAUUGAUGUCUUGACGAGAAGCAAUGGUGUAUCAGCUGCUCAGCUGGGCGGGCUCCCAGUGCCAGUACUCGAAGUUUUCAAGAAAGUCAAAAAGUGGGCAAGAUUGCACAUCGCAUCUGAUAGUGCAGGCUCGAGAAAGAGAAAGAGUAGCCAGGCGAAACAGCUCAAGGACACGAAACGCACUUUGACAGCGCGUGAUGUCGAUGACUCCAUGCCUCCCGACACUAUGGAAAGUGUAUGA